Molecule: messenger RNA, 1695 nt
Organism: Caenorhabditis bovis
Lineage: Eukaryota; Metazoa; Nematoda; Chromadorea; Rhabditida; Rhabditidae
Source: the annotation of a GenBank genome assembly
AUGACGAGGAAGAUUGCGAAGGCGCUGUUGAAUACACACGAAAUGAUGAAGACGAUGAUGGCCAAAUUCGGUCGCGCUCUCGACAAAGAUUCUGGAAUCACGGGACUCAAAGCGUUGGGUGUGCGCGAUUUGACUUAUAAGCUCGCGUUUCUGGCGUGUCACAUUCAGCACAACGACAGUCUAAUUGGCGGUGAAGCGGCGAACGCGAUCGAGGAGACCGACUAUUUCGAGUUGUGGCAAAAAAUGAGCGCCGAAGAGAGGGCGACACUCAAACAGAUGAGCGAUGAUCCGAAAGUUGAGGAGAAUAUUGUCGAAUCGCUAUUCCCGAAUAUUUAUGGAAACUAUGAGGUCAAACUCGGUGUUCUUUUGAUGCUUCUUGGAGGUGUUCCGAAGAAGAGCAAACACGAGGGAACCGCACUUCGUGGUGAUAUUAAUGUGUGUUUGGUUGGCGACCCAUCGACAGCGAAAUCGCAAGUUUUGAAGACCAUCGAGGAAUUCAGCCCCCGCGCGAUUUACACAUCCGGAAAGGCGUCGUCUGCUGCUGGAUUGACGGCCGCUGUUGUGAAAGACGAAGAGUCUUUUGAAUUUGUCAUUGAAGCUGGAGCGUUGAUGCUUGCGGAUAAUGGAGUUUGCUGUAUUGACGAGUUUGACAAAAUGGAUCAGAAGGAUCAGGUGGCUAUUCAUGAGGCUAUGGAGCAGCAAACGAUCUCGAUCACAAAGGCCGGUGUGAAAGCGACGCUUAACGCUCGUGCCUCGAUUCUUGCCGCUGCGAAUCCGGUCGGUGGAAGGUACGAUCGAUCGAAGCCGCUCAAAUACAAUGUGCAAAUGUCGACGCCGAUUAUGUCGCGUUUCGAUUUGUUCUUUGUGCUUGUCGAUGAGUGCAAUGAGGUUACCGAUUAUGCGAUCGCCCGGAGAAUUCUUGAUAAUCAUCGAGCGAUCAAUGAGCACGUGCCGCGGGCGACGCCCUACAAAAUCGACGAUAUCAAGAAGUAUAUCGCUUUUGCGAGAUGCUUCAAGCCAAAGAUUUCGGACGAGGCUGCUGCCGAACUCGUUCGCGAGUAUAAAAAGCUUCGUAUGUCGGACAGCAAUAAUGCGGCAACUUCGUCAUGGAGAAUCACUGUUCGACAACUUGAAUCGCUUGUGCGACUCUCCGAGGCUCUUGCGAGGCUUCAUUGCGGUCGCGAGGUGAAAGCUGAGCAUGUGAAUCAGGCGGCGAAACUGCUCAACAAGUCGAUUGUUAGAGUGGAGAAAGCGGAUGUUGAUCUUGAGGAUGAUGAUUUCGACAAAGAUAUUAUCGUUGUGGAAGCGAACAAAGAGAAUGAGGAAGAACGAAUGGAGCAUGAUGGAGAGGAUGCAGAGAAUCUGAAGCCUAAGGCAAUCGACCCAGCGAAACUGAAAUUAAAAUAUGAGGAUUACAAGAAAAUGUCGGAUGUGCUCAUUCUUCAUAUGAGAGCCGACGAAGACAAACUCGGUGAUGAGGAUUAUGGAGGUGUGAAGCAGAGCGAGCUGGUCGAUUGGUAUCUCAACACGAUUGAAGAAGACCUUGGUUCGGAAGAAGAUUACCUCGUGCAGAAGACGGUCUGCGAGAGAGUCAUUCGCCGUCUGAUUCAUGACGAGCGUGUUCUUCUCGAAGUCGAACAAGGCGAUGACCCGACACUUUGUGUGCAUCCAGACUACGCCGUGACUGACGAAUGA